GUCCCACAAUCACAGUCUAUCCACGAAGCGGACGAACGACUACGUAACAAAACCUCCACAGUCGACAGUCGACCGCGUUGGCUGACGCGGUUCAUGCCUUUGCGUCUUUAUUUAAAAAAAAAUACAAAACUUCGUUUCAAUACCUACUUAUUUAAACUGUUCAAAUUGGGAAUGUGAUUACUUUUUUUAAUUAAAAUAACUUUUUAGUGCCAUAUAGUGAUGUUUUAGAUUUAAAAUGGGUGUUUUGUUGAAGUUUUUCGUAGUGACGGUUGCGUUGCCGAGUGUAUUUGGGCAGCAAGAGUGUUUUGGUGCUGGGAGCGUGGCCGGAGCGGCGAUUGGUGCCUUCGUAGCAGCAUUUAUAAUAAUCGUUGCGGCGUAUUACUUGAGGAAGUUGUAUUGGAAAUCUCGCAAAGGCAAACACCUAGUCUUCACAACAGAUCCAGAGUCGGUGAAGGAUGAAUUCGCCUUCGACAACCCUGGUUUCAGACAAGAGGAGAAGCAUUGGCAGAACGAGGCGCCAACCCUGCCACUUGGCGGGAAACCUCACGCCUUGCAUGCGGAGUUUACUAAACCCGAGCAGAGCAAGGAUGAUUCACAUUUACAGAGAGCGCGAAUCCGGCGAGUGAAGCUAUGGGCGCGCGACUUUACUGGCCUGGGCUUGACGUGCGGAGGCGGCGCACGCGACGGUGUCUGCAUACAUUCAGUACUUAGGAGCGGGCCGGCCGCUGCUGCUCAGUUACAACCUGGUGACAAAAUCAAGAGUAUAAAGAUAGAAUUCAACGGCACACCACUAGAGGACGCCGUAGCAAUACUGUCCCUCGCGUCUCCUUACCCCGUGGAGUUGGAGGUGGUGGAGGGCGGGCGUGUGAGCGGCGAGGGGUGGGGGGUGCACCACCCGCUGAUGAAGAGGGCUGGCUCUACUGGCGACGUUAGCACGCUGGAAAAGGAAGGGAAAAUCUUACAUCCCCCAAGAUCACCCAACACAUCGCAUUCAAACAACUCCACACUCGAAACGAAACAUGGAAAAGGAGGCAUAAAGAAGAUUAUCACCGAAAAGAUAAUCCCCACCACAUUAGAAAGAAAUAAGAAAGAAAGAAAAGAAGCACCCACGACGUUAGAAAGAGAGAACGAAAAGAACUUGAAGCUUGCGAACAAAAGGCACUCAGAAAUUCCAGCAGUUCUCAACAAACCAGAUAGAAAUAAAAACAGGCAUUCAACAGGUAGCGAUAUUCAAAUAAUACAACCAGAGAAUGGCAUAGGACAUAACCUAGAUCACGCAGAAGUUCAAAAGAGGGAAUACGAUCCAAAAAGAGGUAUGAAAUUUGGUAUAAGAGUAUUACCCCCCAACAUCCCUGAUGAUGGAGUUUUGAAACAAAAAAGCGUCGAAAAUGGUGCAGUGGUACUCGAAAAGAAAGCAAUCGAUGAACCAGAUAAGCCAGAGCCACAGAGGCCAGCUCCUAUAGCUCAAAUUAAACUCGAAAAUGAGACAGAACAAAAGAAACCAGUCGUUGCGAAGCGAAGAGAAAAACUGGCGCCACCCGUACCAAACGUAAGGGUAAAGACGAAUGAAUCUGAUACAAAUAUCAGCCACGAAACUUCUAAAACGUCCGAUACGUCCUUCUCGUCAUCAUUUAUUAGAACAGAUCUAAAUUCUAGUGGGAUAAAGCGCGACGAGAAUGGUAUCCCUCAAGAGUUACCUCAGCACAUGUUCGAUGCGGCAAAAGCAGCAAGGAGUAACAGAAAAAGUUCAGCAGAUUUGAUACAAGAGAAAGAAAAAGUCGAACUCAAAAAAGAAGAAGCGCCUAAACCUUCAAAAAAAUCUAAAGGAAAAGCACCAUCUCCCCCAGACCCAGAAAAAAAUAAAAGCGAUGACAGCAUUUUAGAGCAAAUGAAAAAUAUGCACGAUUUCUUAAAGAACGAAAAGCAUCACUCUAGUCUUUUGCACGAUACCUCUGUUACAUCCACCACAUCCACCAAAUCUAUUACCUCGUACAAUACUUCAACACCUAAAGUGAACAAAACGAAAUCUCGUAUUGAAGAAUCUAUUAAUUUUAGCCAAGAUGACAUUGAUGAUAUUGUUUCAAAGCCAUUCAAACGAGAAAGUGACUCGCUUAAUAACUUCUUUGAAGAUUCUAAAUCUAAUCUUUCAUCUAAUCAAGAUGUACAUUCCGUGGUAUCAUUAAACAAUAGUGAUAAAAGUGAUAAUAGAUCUACCACUAUUGAAUUAAAUAAUAGUGAUAUAACUAUUCACAGUUCUCCAUUAAACGAGACAAUGCGUUCCGCUUCAGAUGAUACUUCAUUGUUAGAUGAAAAUGAACGUAAAGCGGCUUCACUCGGCGAUUUAUCAAGAUUUGAACUACGAGCUAAAACUAGUAAACCAGCAACAGGCACUUUAGAAAGAGCACAAAGUUUGGAUAUAUCAGCAGAUGAUGCCGAAAUCCAAGAGAGUACACUUUCGCCUAAAAAGAGAAAAGCCAUGUCAGUGGUAGAAACCACAUUCUUUGAUUCUGGCACUGAAGAUGUGCUGCCAGAUAUAGACUCUGACAAAGGUGUUGUUAUCAAACAAAAAGAACCCCGACUUAGCUUGAACAUAGCGAAAACGUCUGCUUUAGAAGGUUUAAACACAUUCCAAAGAAAUCGUCUAAAGAAAGCUUCUGAAUUUGGGAAUCUGGAAGAUGCCAUAGUUAAAGGGUCUAACAGCUCUAUGGAAUCCAGCCAGAACGAUUCACAGGAAAUAUUUUCUAGGAAAUCCCAAACCAAUAGAGACACGACUAAAGAAAGUGAACCGCAUGAAACUUCAGAUCAUUUAGCACGAAGAAUAAUGGAUGAAAAUCUGAAAGUACAUUUAAAACUAGUAUCUGAAUUUGCUAAAUCUACUUCCGACGGCAGCAACACAAGUUCACUCGAUAGUAGUCAAGAAACAAACACUGUCACAGAAACUAAAACAUCACCUAUUAAAUAUGAAGAAAAACUUACUAUGACCUAUGACACUAAUAUUCCUGAUGAUAUGAAAGUUUCUCGUAGUUCGUACGUUAAUAGUUUAGAAAGACCUAAAUCAGAAAUGAUGAAAAAGCUGUUAGCUAAGAAUCCCAUUUUCAAUGUUCACAUUGACCAGUCAAAUCAAAAGCAAGAACCGUCAGCGUCAUCAAGUAAAGAUAUCCCUGCAAUGACUGAUUCUUUUAAAUCAGCUAAUCAGAUACAUCAACCUGAUAUUGUUAACUUUGAUUUGAAAACAUCGUCAUCAACGUCAACACCAAAAUCAAAAGAUUACGAUGAAUUUGUUAGUAAUAUCAGAGUGGGUUCUAAUAACAACAGUUUGAAGUUAAUUAAAAAACCUCAGGAGACAUUAGCGACUGAAUGGUCCGAUACUAAAAAUAGACAAGAAGUCCAAGGAAGUAACAUUGUAACAAUAUCGACCGAUGAAAAGAAUUUAGCUUCAGAUGCCAAACGUAAUUCAUAUACAAAAUCUAUAGAGAUAGGUGAGGCAAGUUUGAGAUUAGUACCAGAUUUGGUCGAAGAUACAAAAAGUCGAAGCGAAGUAAAAGACACAAGAACGCUAUAUAUGGAACCGGCAAACGUUUCCCUGACAAUGAAGCAAGAGCCUGUACAAAAAACUGUCACAGUUAAUGUUACAGAAGACGAAUAUGGCAAUAAAGUCGUUACUCAAAACGUUGAACAAAUAUCAACGAGAUACAUAACGAGUAAAAUGGAAGCACCACUACAAGUGGAACAGGUUACUUUCGGAGUUAUGAAAGGAGGCAGCAGUAUAAAUGAGUUAGAGUUAGAAGAAGGCACGAACGUUAAAGAUAUAGACAGAAAGGUGCUUGAAGAAAUAAAGAGACAAAAUCCUAACAUGCAUUUUACUACAACUGAACCGUCAUACACAAGAACGGAAACAAUAAUUUUAAACACAACAGAAAUGGACGAAGAGCAAGCGAAAGCAUUGAUGGAGAAACUCCAAAACGACUCCAGCUUUAUGGCACAAAAAUCAAGCGAGGAGUUAUCUCGAAUGGGAAUACGGGUGAUCCAAGAAUUGGAAGACAAGACCAGCACAAACCAAGACGCGGUUGAGGUGACAAAAACAAGAUACUCUAUUAACCCUUCCACAAUAUCAUCUGAAAACAAAUAUUACGCGAUAGAAUCUAAGGAGGACCCACAAAAAGAUCAUAUAACAGAAAUACAAGUGAUAACACCUAAAACGGAGAAACUGGCACAACAAAAGUCAGAUUUAAUUAAAGAAAUAAGUAAAAUAUCAAGCAGACAGAGAGCGCCACCGUCAAUACAGCAAUAUGAAGAACCCCUUUUAACAUACGAGUUGGAUAUUGAAUUGCUGAACGAUUUCAUUUCCAACGAGAGGUACCACUCAGCGAGACACCAAGCCGAAGUCAGAAAACGAACGAGUCAAAGCACAAACGAACCAAAGAAACGACAUUCAGAUUUCGAUUUACCUAGAAAUAGUCAUAUUAAAUUUCGCACAGCAACUUAUGAAUCUCCAAAAGGAACUAUCGUGACGAGUACGGACUUAGAGAACAGACGACUUUCGCAACUUGACCAAAUGCAGUUACGGGCAGCGAGCGAUCAACCGGUUUCCAGCCAAAAGCCAUCAAUUUCUGCCAAACCCUCAAACAUUCCUGUAAAAUUGUCGGAGAAGAAACUUUUUACGGGUUUCGUCUCGUCCAAAAUUCCGGUAUUCGCCACCCAGAAGUCGUUGAGUCAAGAAAACCUUUCAGAUAAAACCUUUUCGUUACCUCGAUCACCUCCUCCGACCUUAAGCGGUAGUUCUGGAAACAUAUCAGUUACUUCCAUCAAAAGUAGUUCUAGGAGUCCUAGUGGCGGUAGAUUAUAAAUUUACGUACUUAAGUAACCAAUGGCCAACGGAGAGCGAUACAAGAAUACAAAGUCAAAGUCAAAAUCAUUAAUUCAAAAUAGGUACAAUUGUACUCCUUUACUUGAUACAUCAUCACGAAGUAAUCUAUAUUCUACAUACGUAGAAGCAAGACCGUAUGCAUCUUGUACAAAAGAAAGUCAUAAGGUUGCUAUCUAUAGAUCCACUUUGACUUUGCUUAAACUUAAGACAAUGUUAAAAUGAGACAGCGUUAUAUCGCUGGAAUAAAUCUGUCUCGUUUUAACUGCAACUUAAGUUUGAGCAAAGUCAAAGUACGCUUUAUAAAUCUCAGCCUAAGUGUUAUGAAUUGGCAUUUCUGAAGUAAAAAUGUUUCAAUUAUCGUGUUCAAAAGGGUUUGAGAGUCUAUGGGGCUACCUUUUAAGUGACUCACUUUGUGAUUACGAAUCAAAGAAUAUUUUUUGUAUCGUGUUUCUUUGGCCACACUUUAAAUUAAAUAUCAUUUUAAUUUUGAAGGUUUUACAGUAAUUAAAUGUUAUUGGAGUUAAAUAAUAAGUCAUACUGUAAAAUUAGUUUUUAACAUUUGAGAUUUUUAUUGAAUAAACGACGUAAGUGCCAGAAAAAUAAAUUAUUUCAAAAUGAAUUUAUUUCGAAAAUGGAUCGAAACGAAAAAAAUGUGCCUUAUAUUAUAAAUUU
This is a messenger RNA of Maniola jurtina (meadow brown), 5539 nucleotides long. RefSeq lists its product as uncharacterized. The record is from RefSeq and is a predicted model, not a curated record. The transcript has 5 exons. The coding region runs from base 236 to 4846 and encodes 1536 amino acids. Gene Ontology annotation, molecular function: protein binding. Lineage: Eukaryota; Metazoa; Arthropoda; Insecta; Lepidoptera; Nymphalidae.